GAAACAUCCACGCGCCCUCUCGCUGCGGUAACCCGCCGGACGAAAGCUCGACAGCGGCACGGCAGCAGCGGAUGCUGCUAUGGGUGACCAAUGAAUCGUUUUGGUAUGGAAAUGACGCUCCCUGUUUUCUGUUCUGUCGAAGUGACCCUCUUAUGUGGUUGCUGCUAAGCGUCGCACCACGAUGACCAAGUGGACGCCCGUACCGGAUAAAGCAAAAUAUGGAGUGGCAAUCGCCAACUUCACAGAAGAAGGGGUUCAUCGGCUUCGGUUGAACGUCGGUGAUUCAGUGUACAUCUACGAGGAACUUGAAGACUGGUACUAUGGCUGCUGCACCAACAGCAAAACGAAAAAGGGGAUAUUUCCAAAAGCUUACAUUGCUGUCAAGGAGUCCAUUAUUGACAAGACUGGCCCCCAUGAAGUGGUCAUUCCUAAGGAGCCAUCCAUCAUCAAGGAGAUUACGGCUGUUCUUCGUGAAUGGGGCCCCAUCUGGAAACAGCUGUAUCUCACAAAUAGAGCAGAGUUCGAUUCUGUUCGGAACAUGAUGUAUGAGCUGAUGGAUUCCAGGAGGAAAAUUAUGUCUGGAACUCUGCCUGUCGAUGAGCUGAGGGAGCUGAAGCAAAAGGUCACUGCAAAGAUUGAAAUGGGAAUGCGUGAGAUCCUUGACCUCGAUUUGGUUGUUCGACACAGCAGCGGCAAUAUUCUCAAUCCAGACGUCACUAGCACCAGAUUGUACCGUGCACAUGUGGAUGCCACGAAAAGGAUCAAGCAAAUGAAAAGUAUGACGCAGCUAGACAUUGGGUCUCCCAAGGCAUCAAGCCAUUACUGCCACAAUCUGUUUGUUGUGGUGAAAAACUUUGUCUGCCGCAUUGGAGACGAUGCAGAUCUUCUCAUGACACUCUACGAUGCCAAAGAACAGAAGUUUAUUAGUGAGAACUACUAUGUCCAAUGGGCCAGUGGUCUUAUUAAAGACUUAGACCAGCUCAACAACUUAAGAGUGCUUUUCACUGACCUGGGCAGUCGGGACCUGAGUCGUGAACGUGUCAACUUCAUUUGUCAAAUCAUUCGCAUUGGUGCCAUGGAGCUUAAGGAAAAUGAUCACAAAAGGUCGACAUUGUAUUCCAAAAAGGCAUGUGAAUCUGAAGGCAUGCGACGACCUUUUGGUGUUGCUGCCAUGGACAUUACUGACAUCAUCAGUGGCAAGAUUGAGAGUGAUGAAGAGAAGCAGCAUUUUGUCCCCUACAUUCAGUGUGGAGAGCGGGACUUCUUGGACACAGCCAUCAAAAAGGCCCUGGCAGCGAAGGUAACCCAGAAAGAACACAAAGGGCAGGGCCUCUGGAUCUGCCUCAAGUUGCUGCAUGGUGACAGCAAGCAAGUGCGGGAAGAGAACCCGCACCUUGUUUCUGGGACCACAGCUGUAGCACGAAAAAUGGGCUUCCCUGAAGUCAUCCUGCCUGGUGAUGUUCUUAACCCUUCUGGUGCCAGCAUGAACUUGAAAAUUUAAUGGUGUAUGUAAAAGUGAGAGAAAAGUGAC
Molecule: messenger RNA, 1531 nt
Organism: Rhipicephalus microplus (southern cattle tick)
Lineage: Eukaryota; Metazoa; Arthropoda; Arachnida; Ixodida; Ixodidae
Gene: mbc
Product: dedicator of cytokinesis protein myoblast city
Biological process (GO): small GTPase-mediated signal transduction; cell migration; myoblast fusion
Cellular component (GO): plasma membrane; cytoplasm
Molecular function (GO): guanyl-nucleotide exchange factor activity; small GTPase binding
Source: RefSeq, a predicted model, not a curated record